CUCUGGUGGGAAGAAAGAGAGACGAUGCCUCGCACCGCUCCCAGGCCCUCCCCCCCGCAGCACCGCAUCAGCUGUCGGCCGGAGGGAAGCGACGGCGCCGCCUCCCAGCGGUGCACCUCCCACGACGUCCCGGACGCGGUGGCGCGUCACCACGAGCACUUCGUGGGCCCCCAGCAAUGCUGCUCGGUGGUGGUGCAGCCCAUCGCCGCCCCCGUUGAUACCGUUUGGUCGGUGGUCCGCCGCUUCGACCAGCCGCAGGUCUACAAGCGCUUCGUCAAGAGCUGCGACGUCCUCGACGGCGACGGCGACGUCGGCACCCUCCGGGAGGUCCGCGUCGUCUCCGGCCUCCCAGCGGUCACCAGCCGCGAGCGCCUCGAGAUCCUCGACGACGAGCGCCACGUCCUCAGCUUCCGGGUCGUCGGCGGCGAGCACCGCCUCAACAACUACCGCUCCGUCACCACCCUCCACCCCGCGCCUUCCCCGCCCGCCGCCGCCGCCAACGAGCACACGGUGGUCGUCGAGUCCUACGUCGUCGACAUCCCCGACGGGAACACGAGGGACGACACCCGCGUCUUCGUCGACACCAUCGUCCGUCUCAACCUCCGCUCGCUGGCCCGGACGGCCGAGAACCUCGCCGCUAACAACGGAGGGGCACCGGCGUAAUUAUCUCUGAACCUCGAUGUCGUUUUCUUCUUCCCCGUUUUCCGCCACCCUGCACCCACUUGGAAGGAGACGACGAUGGCGAUGACUAGAAAAGAGUACUGCUGAGCUCAUCGGAACAAAAUUCCAAGCGUCAUAUAGUUUAUCAAUAUCUUCUAUUUUUC
Elaeis guineensis (African oil palm) is the source of this 824-nucleotide messenger RNA. Its product is annotated as abscisic acid receptor PYL4. The record is from RefSeq and is a predicted model, not a curated record. Gene Ontology annotation, cellular component: cytoplasm; nucleus. Lineage: Eukaryota; Viridiplantae; Streptophyta; Magnoliopsida; Arecales; Arecaceae. Gene Ontology annotation, biological process: abscisic acid-activated signaling pathway. Gene Ontology annotation, molecular function: protein phosphatase inhibitor activity; abscisic acid binding; signaling receptor activity.